This is a messenger RNA of Hylaeus anthracinus, 19509 nucleotides long. It is a transcript of the gene fne, whose product is annotated as ELAV-like protein 2. The record is from RefSeq and is a predicted model, not a curated record. NCBI's taxonomy places the organism in Eukaryota, Metazoa, Arthropoda, Insecta, Hymenoptera, Colletidae. Gene Ontology annotation, cellular component: ribonucleoprotein complex. Bases 4170 to 5261 code for a protein of 363 amino acids. The transcript is spliced from 8 exons. Gene Ontology annotation, molecular function: RNA binding.
UACAACGUCCACCCCUCCAACCCCUUAAUUCGUCGGUUUUCUUGGCCGGCUUUCAAGCCGUUCGCCUCCCUCCGCGGUUACUCGACCGGCGGGUCGGCCUUUGUCUCCUUUCUGUUCUUGGCGGGCAUCCCUUCAAUCGGUAUCGGUGGCUGCAAGGUUCCGAGGGUCUCCUAGGAGAGCAGCCAUUGUUUACGACCCUUCGUCGGCGCGUGCGUAUUUCGCAAUCGCCCUCGACUCCGUAUUCUCUCUUCAGCUGACGGACACAGGCCAGAGAUUCACUGGAGCUCGGCAAUCCCUUCUUCGUUUGAUGCACUCGCGUUCCAAUUAUCCUUAGGCUCUUCCAGUUCCCUUUCGUUCGUGGGACCAAGUUGACCUGUAACGUUCUUUCCGGACUCCAACGAAACUGAUACGGUCACGUGCACCGAUACGAUUGCUCUUGCACCGUGUACGUCCUUUGCUUCUAGACGUUACUUAUUAUUUAUGUCAUUUCUAUCUCCCUUCAUUUAUUUGCUCGAGAAUUCCCCCGACGAACGACUCGUCUCAUUCUAACCCUUUAUUUAUUGCCGAUUUUCUCAUGAUACUGUAUUAAUUUGAAAUCUAUUCUGAAUUUCAACUCCACGUCUCUGAAGUUCAAGUUUUGUUUCUUUCGGAAGUUUGUUGGAGACAACUCUAGACGGUGAUACGAGACCAAGACGGACGCCUAGAUUUUAAAAACUUUAAAAAAAUUCAGUAAAUAAAGAGUUAGAAUGAACCGAGUCAGGUUUUGCUGGAGACGAUCCAACGACGCGUAUACCAGCGUCGUGUGGGUCUUGCGCCGGUAACGAUGAAGCGGUCGUUUCCCGAAUUCGAGGAGACCGGAACGGAAACGCCCGACGGAUUUUCGUCAUCGUUUCCACCGCGCCCAACGUGUUAACGUCACGACGAUUUCGAAGGGGUCGCAGCCUUCAACGGUCCGGCGUCUGCGCAGACACCGACGUCCCCGGCCGCGACUUUUCUCCGUUCUCAUCCCUCUCUGCGGCCCGAUUCACCAACCCCCCUCGACCGCCGAGCGAACGGUCAACCAUGGCGGUGGCAUCCGGAAGAUGCAGUCAUUGCCUUCGGGUUCUUCGAUUCGCUGCGCUUGCGCACCCUCCGCGCAACCCCCUUUCGCGAGAUUUCCAUUUUUCUUCCGACGCCGCAGCUUUUUCCGUCUUCUCCCUCUAUAUUUUUUCUCCCCCCAUUUCUCGUCAUCGUCCGCCCCCACCCGACGGCGUUCAGCGAUCGCGACAGGGCGGUGGGUGCAGUCGUUGCCUCUCCCCGGCGCCUGCGUGCAUUCCAACGUCGCGUUUCCCGUCUCGCUCUCCAUCGUUCGCCGUCUUUGUCUCUUCCUUCUGCUUCCGUUCCUCCCUCGCGACUCCCACCCCUGCGAGCCUGGCCAGAACCAGCGCCGUCGGGGGCGGCGGCGGCGGCGGUGGCCAGAGGGUGCAGCGAUUGGCGGCGGUGGCUGGCUCCGUCAGUUUAGUUACCGCACCACAUAAAGGCAUUGCGUUGUAGACACCGUUAUACCCGCAACAUUCUUACUAUUUGCUUGUACAUCUGUCUUCAUUUCUUGAACCCUUUAAUUCGACCAAAAAAAAAAAAAAAACAAAAACAAAAAAAAAAGCCAAACAAACAAACAAACAGAAAAAUUUCAAAGAAAAACUACCGUUCCGUAUCGUUGGUACAUGUACCAGUCGUCGUCCUCACCGAUCUAUCCGUAUACCGAUCAUUCUUGCUUUCUCCCGCCCACGUGUCAACGAGAUAUAAUCGAGAAAACCGUGUGUCUGUGUUCCAUCGCACGGCAAUACUAAAACCGGGUUAAAAAAACAAUACAACAACCGACAAGUAAGAAAAGAGUUAACGAACGUUAAACGAAAGAAAAAUAAAGAAAAGAAAACAAGAAACGACACCAGCGAUAAACCGCCCGACGAAAGAGAGACGAAGCAAUCGAAGCAAAUCAAUCGAUCAACCGGGGAAGAUACACGCCUUCGUCGAACCGACCACGGAUCGUUCAUACGUUGUUCCACGUGCGCCUUCGUCGGGAUUCUUAUAUGAUUUCGUUCGUCCCUCUGGACCACCCUUCCUCGAUCCCCUUUCUUUCUCCCUUCGCCCCCUGGACCCUAACCGACUAGUCGACGGAUCGUUCGAUCUCGAUCGACGGGCGCGCACGCUUCUCUCGGAUAUCGCGUUAAGAACGCGAAACGAAUCGCGCGGAACGUCGGCGCGUUAUCUCGGGUGCGCGAUCGGUAUCUGGUGACGCAAAAGGCAACGGAAUCCUCGUCUGGAAGAUCCUUUAAUCGGGAGAAGAGGCCCUGCGGAACGAAAAGAGAGAAAGGCACGGACGAGAAAGGGCGAGGUAGAGGGAGAGAGGAGAGAGCCUUAGUGUCGGCCGGUGGGAGUGAAAAAGAGACACUUGGAGGGUGUGUUCCGCGAUUUCGUCGUUCUUUUUUUCCCCAGUCCGUUUAGCCGGAAACGUUAAGGAAUCGAAGUGUUUCUGCGUGAAAAACGUCGUGGACCGCACACUUGGCUCGAUUGUUCGAACGGACGAGCUGGAAAAAAGAAAAAACCGUCGCCGACGUCGCGGCCGUACGGAACUAGUGAGCAAGAGACACGUUCGAGGAAUCUCGGGUAACUGUCGGGUGAUUGCACCGGUGAACGCGGAACUCGGACCCGGUUAAAUCGUCGCCGUAAAAAGUCGUUGCGCCCCGAGGAGAGAUAAACGAGAAAACGGUGCACGCGCACGCACGGUCGUCGUUUAAAAGGAAACUAACCACAAAAACGAACGAGCAUCGAAACGAAUUAAUAAUAGCAAAUAAUUCUAAAACUAACGGUAAACGAGAUACUAGUUAACAUAGAUAAAAAAAUAAACGGGAUAACCUGUAUUCUAAAAUAGUAAGAAAAGUAACUUAACCCACCGUCGUUUCGUUCUACGCCCAGAUAUCGGCAUCCUCCAACCACUGAUUUUCAUCGUUAACCGGUAUGUUCAUUUGUUUCUUUACUUUCGUUGCUUCUGUGAAUUUCUGACGUUCGAAUUAUUAUUAUCGUUCUAUUCUUAUAUUGUUAUAUUAUUGUUGUUAUUAUUACCGUUAUGAUUGCAAAGUAUUAAUUAUCGAUCUCUGUGUACAUAGAUCUAUGUGUUUUUGGUAAGCGCGCGCUAUCAGGUGCCGAUCAUUAAUAUAUGUUUGAACCCCCAUCACCCCGAAACAUCCUCGAUACAGGACCAAUCGAAGGAUCCCUUUCGGCAGCCAUCGUCAUUCUCCUUUCUCGAAACCCGAUCACGUCGCGCUCUCUUGGCCGAAACGGGGUUGCUUUAUUAGUUUCGAUCGAUACCCGCUUCGAUGAUCGUAAUUCGUCGAGGAUGAAGUAGUCCGUGGGGGAGUCCGAGGAGACGUUCGCGUUCCCAAUACUGCUGAAAAUACUUGGAUAGAGUAUAUUAUAUUUUUAUUAUUUUAUCCCAACGGGUUCUCGAUACCGUCGAAAAUUUCUCCUUGGUUCGUCGUUUAAUUUCGAUCCUUUCUGCGGGUAAAUUGUGCGGUCGAGGGAUCGCGAGCGUGUCUGCGCGACGUUUAGCGCGUUUCGAACGCAGGAUUAUCGACGAGACGAGGUGGAAACGUAUCAGCGUGCCAGCAGCUGACGUUUUCGACGGCGCAGUAUCGCGGGUCGGAGAAGUUUUGGGCGUGGCAGCCGAAAGCAACGCGGCCACGAGAUCGCGAUCGUGCACCGUCGCGUUCCUUUCGUCUCUUUCAGUUGUGAUCCUUCCUCCUUCUAGAGCAACCCGGCCUGAAAAAAUGAUAAUAACAAAAAAUGAACCAAAAAAAAAAAAAAAAAAAAAAUUCAAAAAUCAAACGAACCGAUCAAAGAAACCACAAAAAAUGAAAGAAAGACCAAUCACAUGGGAGUUUUAAAAAAGAAAAGAAAGAAACGUCUCAAGGACGGUCGAUCGAGUGCGAAAUGAGUUCGGUAACAGGAUAUGACGGAAAGCGGCGAGAGUGUGCAUGAAGGAUCAAGCAGAUCCAGGAUGGAGCAACUGGCACUGCGGGUCCUCGUCGAGGACAAGCAGGAAGUCUCGAGAGGGACGCUUUCGUCCGCGAUGAUGGCCUCGAUCACAAUGAUUUCGUACGUAGUUAGAGAGAAUCCGGUAAAAGAGUGCAAUGAUGGCGAACGGAAUGGACACGGUUGUGCAACAAAAUGGUGGUUCCACCCACGGGCAGACCUCGCAGGAAGAGUCGAAGACGAAUCUCAUCGUGAACUACCUGCCGCAGAGCAUGACCCAGGAUGAGAUUCGAUCCCUCUUCGCGAGCAUAGGCGAGGUGGAGAGCUGCAAGUUGAUCCGCGACAAACUCACCGGUCAGAGUUUGGGUUACGGUUUUGUUAACUAUCAUCGGCCGGAGGACGCUGAAAAGGCCAUAAACACGCUCAACGGUCUUCGUCUGCAAACUAAAACGAUCAAGGUAUCGUACGCGAGACCCAGCAGCGAGGCGAUCAAAGGCGCGAACCUUUACGUGAGCGGUCUGCCGAAGAACAUGACGCAGCAAGACUUGGAGAAUCUGUUCAGCCCUUACGGCAGAAUCAUCACGUCGCGGAUACUCUGCGACAACAUCACCGUACGACAGUUUGUGACCGGCGGCGGAGACUAUUUGCCCGGAUUGUCGAAGGGGGUCGGUUUCAUAAGGUUCGACCAGCGGGUCGAGGCCGAGAGGGCGAUCCAAGAAUUAAACGGUACCAUUCCGAAGGGCUCGACCGAGCCGAUCACCGUCAAGUUCGCCAACAAUCCGAGCAACAACAACAAGGCGAUACCGCCGUUGGCCGCCUAUCUGGCACCGCAGGCGACCCGACGAUUUGGCGGCCCGAUCCACCAUCCAACCGGCCGCUUCAGCACUGGCAAGGCCAUGCUUGCCAUUAACAAAGGCUUACAGAGGUACAGCCCGCUGGCAGGCGAUCUCUUGGCGAACUCGAUGCUACCCGGGAACGCGAUGAACGGUUCCGGUUGGUGCAUCUUCGUCUACAAUCUCGCCCCCGAGACCGAGGAGAACGUGCUGUGGCAGUUGUUCGGUCCGUUCGGCGCCGUCCAGUCGGUCAAAGUGAUCCGCGACCUGCAGACGAACAAGUGCAAGGGAUUCGGUUUCGUGACGAUGACCAACUACGACGAGGCGGUGGUCGCCAUUCAGAGCCUGAACGGUUACACGCUCGGUACACGGGUGCUUCAAGUCAGCUUCAAGACGAACAAGAGCAAGACGACGUAGGACGAGCAACACCAUCGCGCAACGGCCCCUGUAGGUGUGCCAGCGGUCAUGAUCGCAUCAUCGACCGCUUCAUCGACCGUUACCGUGACCUCGGAUACCUCCGCGACCGUUACCGUGACCUCGGAUACCUCCGCGUCCGUAACCGUGACCUCGGAUACAACCACGACCGUGAACCUCCACGACCGUGACCGGGCCAACUACAGGAAGUCGGGCUAUCAUCCGAAGAAACUCAAACCUUACAGAAGCACGUGGCUCGACUUUGUCGAAAACAUCGGCGAGGAGGAGAGGGUUACCUGGUUGGAGGCACUCGAAGAUUUAAACUUAUGAAAAAUGCACGGAUCUUCGCGCCCGGCUCGAUAGUAUACCCGGCAAGGGUGACGAAAACUAUUCCUUGAGAAAUGCCAUCGACGUUACCCCCGAAACGAGGGGUCUAUCAACAACUAGAAUUAACGAAGAAACGCGUAAGAAAGGACGAAAACUUAACAUAGACGAGCUAACACUCGCGGAAAGGUGCCCGGUCGUUCCGAAAGCUCCGAAAAGCUAUAGGACAAUCGCGGGGCCCGAUCCUCCCAGUAUUCCAAGAACGACUGCCAACGAGAGAUCCGAAACACGUUGUUAUCUCCAAGGGAAAACUGUUCGUAUUCCCUUAAUUAAACAUAUUUCAAGCAUCGUAACCGCGGCCAGAGUCGCGUCAUAUUCAUCCAAGUAUCGUUAGCUCUCGAACCAGCUGUCGAUGGCAUUUCGAGAACAAAAUUUUCGCGAGCCCCGUGGUAUACUCCCUCGAUCCGUAGAAAAAAAAAUAUCCGUGCGAUUCCAUUACGAAUCGAACAAUCUUGCUAACGAGAUGCUGAUCGAGUCCGUAGAGCCGACGGAAGAGAGAGGAGGGGAGAGAUUCAGGGUGCAAACGUACACGUGCGUGUGUCUGUCUGUGUCUGUGUAUGUGUGCGACGGGGCGGGACGAGGUGAGAUAGAGAGGAAGGCGUGAGAGUAUGGUACGUGCUGCGUGCGUGUGUGUAUGCGUGUAUCUGCGCGUGAGGGAGCAAGAGGGUCGAAGAGGAGACCGUCGAGAGGAUUGAAGGUAGGUCGCGAUAUCUUGAUAUCCGUAGACCGUGGCUGCGGGAAAAGCCGAAGGCCGACGGAAGGAUAACGGAGGAACGAGUCGUUACCUUUCGGUUCCUCUUACCGUUGGCCCUCUGUUCUUUUUUUCCGACUAUCGCUGGUUUCUUUUCUCCCAGCUCACCGCGCGAUCGAGGGGAAACGCGAGGUCGUUCGAAACGCGACGUUCGUCGCACGAUUCUCGACUCUUGCACGUACGUAUCGUUGGUUUAUGUAUAUGUGCACGAUCGAUGAAGAACUUUGCACACGGGGCGGGGGUGGGGUGGGGGUGGGUAGAGACGGGGAACGGGGGCGAAAGAUACGAUCUCCGGUCAGUCCACGACACGCGAUCCUCGAAUCGCAGCUUCCGGCGGUCGUUUCCUUUCACCCCUGCACGACACCAAAGAGUCACCGACGUCAGGCUGUGAGACUGAAACGGAAUUCGAGGAGUAGAAGACUAGACGAACGUACCAGCGGUUUUCCAGCGACCAAGCUGUUCGGUCGAGACCAGUUUUCUCAUCGAACGUCGCUGAUAUACCUGUAAGGUAACGACGCGCGUUCGAAGAGUUCGGAUUCAAGGGUACGGGCGAAUUCUAUCGGUUCGGGCCGAAUCACUUUGGUCGAAAACGUCCGAGUAGAUGGUCCCCGAACGGAUGUAUAACUCGCCGCUACUCCGAAUGCGAUCUCUUCGAACUUUAACUCGGAUAUUACCGAAGUAUCUUCGCUAGGUUCCUUAAAUUAUCGAUAAACUACACGUAAAGUGUAAUUGAAAAAUAAACUCUAAUCUCUAAUUAUAGUUGGUCUACAUAGGCAAAGGCUAGGUGUUUUUGCAACGAUGUAGUUCGCAUCGGCCAUAUUCGAAGGACGACAGCGACGCAUGGCUAACGGCCAUUUUCUCGCGCAUAGCGAUGCACGAAAAGACACCUUAAACAGGGGUAGUUGCGUACGCGGGAACGCGGCGCCAUCCAACCAAAUUUCUUCACAGUGAUCUCAUAAUCUAUAAUAUCAAAGCGACGAUUCUAGACGUAACGCGCUCGAAGAAGCGACGUCUCGGGAAUGAUCCUUGCACCGGAGGCCAAAGACGGGCAAAAUUCGAUACGAAUUACUUGUAUUACCAUUCCAUAAUUGAAAUUCCAACGACUAUAUUUACGAAUCGACCUUUUCGUACUCGAUACGCGGUCCGAGUGAAUUAAUAACUCGCUUCGUGGGGUUGUCAAACUUGAGGAGAAAGUCGCUGAUUUACCCGAUCGUGUUCACAAUAUUUAUUCGAACAUUAACGAGUGCCGACUCGUUCGCCUUCCUGUUCGUUGUUUUUAACCCGACAAGAAUUCGGCCCGAUCUUUGGCGGGAGCACGGCUCGAGAAUGAUUCCGAGCGAGAUACCUCGCGUUUCCUGAUCGACGUGAGCGUGGCAGAGGGAAAAAGAACUUGACGGGAAGAGCCGGUAGUAGCAGGUGGUCGUAGGUUCGAGGAGUAGCGAGCAAAGCGGGUAAAAGAGUGGCGAGAGAAAGGAUGGACACAGGCCGUGAGCGAGGACGGGACGGGGACGGAUCGAUCGAUCGAUCGGCGAAGGAGGCUCUGGUCGGGUCUCUCGCGCCAACGACUACGAAACCAAAGAAAUAACCGAACGAGGGAACGAUUUGGUUCAGCCUGUGAAGCUAACGUACUUAAAUCUAACUUCUAAUCCGUAGUUGAAUUAAGACGUCGACGAGUAAACGGAGAGACGGAAUCUAUAUUAUCGUAAGCUAUUUAAGAAGAUACAUUUAGGGGCUCACGUGCAUACGAGGGAUCUCGAGAUAUCCGCGAGACUAACGAGGACAUCGAGACACUCGACCCGAAGGAUUACGUCGUUCGUAACGUAAACCACCAGCUGUACUUUUCUUUUUGUUGCUAGUCAGACUCUUGUACUUCUCUGUCGGUUCUGUCCAAAGAGACCCAACGGUCGUUCGUUCGCGCGAACAACGGGGACCUUCUUUCUUAGUAUAUAUAUACAUACAUAUAUAUAUAUAUAUAUAUUUUUCUUUUUCUUUUGUUCUUUACGUAUAGACGAUGUUAGCUAUAGUACAAAGUGCUUUCUCGAGCGCGCAAGUCUGAUUUUACCGAGCGUUUACGGAGCUUCUUCUGAAAGAGUCCAUCGAGUGUGCACCGUGCAAACUCCGAAGACAGAGAUAAACGGUACGCCGCCCCGAAAUACUCCGAUUUUUAUAAUUACCGAACGUGGAUUCGUUCGUCGCUUUUCCUUUCUUUUGUUAAAAACGUAAAAUACAUAAAAAAAAAAAAAAAAAACCGUCUAACGUACAAAACGAUAUUCAAUAACGAGACGCGUGCGUCGCCGACAACGGAAACCGAACGCGCGCGAAGUGGAAUUUUACGAAUCGUAUACACGCUCGAAACGGUGCGCACGAUCGAUACCGAUCGAGAAACGAACGAGAUCCAAUUCGAUCGUCGGAACACGUGUCUAGUCCUACGUGCAAAGAGGCGGUCCCCGCGAGACAACAGGGCAGACUUUUUAAGCGUAGCAAAAGGUAAUCAGACAGGAUCGAUAGGAAGGCGCGAUUUAGGCGAUAACGAAUACGUAAGAUAAGCGAACCGUUUUUCGCUCGCGCUAAGUCUGGCGACUAUUCGCAGAGAUCCGAGGCGGUGUAGCGGGCGAAAAUUUUGCUCGCGCGACGAUACGGGAGGCGUUCGCGUUGGAUAGGAAGCUCCGGAAGGAGAACCUAGCUCCGAUCUCAGGCUUGCACACAGGACACGGGAGAUCUCGAUGCGUCGUCGCCGCGAGAAGGCGCGAGCGAGCGUUUUGUAAGUACUUAAUCGUGAAUAAAGCGACGAUUUCUUAAGCUCUUAGAUUUAGCGUAUAACGGGAGAGAGAAGAAAGCGUAGCGUGUAUAUGUUGUCCUAUUUAUGUGUACCUUCUUGUGUCUAGUCCUGGGAACACGGCGCAGGCAUCCUCGCGGCCGAGCGGAGCAAGAAACGGCUCCGUGGGGGCGGUUAGAGGGUCUGCGUCCCGUUUUCCCGUAAACGUAAUUUGAACCUCGAGCAACAAAUGCUAACUGCUAAGAUUUUAUUUUAUUUAUUUGAAAUACCCCGACGUCGGAUCGUUCGUUGGCACGGUUCCCGCGCGAACGACGCGCCCGGUCCGCGUCGGGGGCGAAGAGGAUCUCGAUGAUUAGUGCAAAUUAUUAUACACCGUGUGACGACGCAGUGCCGUCGUCGCGUGCAUUGGCGUGUAGAGGCAGCGAGGAGAACGGAUUCGACUGACCGCGAGCCACCCUUCGUUAUUCGACGCCUUCGUCGAUAAAGACGAUGCGAAACGCUUUACUUGGAGGGUUGGGCUUUUCCAGCUGGACGCUGUUCGUACGCGAUUCACGAGAUUCUAGGCACGGAGAACGAAGGGCGUGUCGCGUUUAGAAAUUUUCCCCGUGACCUGGCGUGCGUUUACGUACACCGCGCGCCGGUUACAUUUAUUAUUAUAAACGAUUAAUCUUCUCCUUCUCAUAAUUAUUAUCAGUAUAUUAAUUACACUUAUUAUUCUGGUUAUUAUUAUUAUUAUUAUUAUUAUUAUUAUUAUUAUUAUUACCAUCGCCAUCGCCAUUAUUAUUAUUAUUAUCUUUAUUAUUAUUAUUAUUAUUAUUAUUAUUAUUAUUAUUACUAUUAUUAUCAUUGCUAUUAAUUAUGGUCGCAUAUAUUUUUUGUGUCUCUCGUCUAGUAGCUACGUGUAACCUUAACACCUUAUUACUACUUACUUUCGUACCACAACAAAGUGAGAAAAGAAAAGUCUUACACUACUUUCACUUUUAACAUCAGCUACAUUCUUACCACCCGCUAUAUAACAUACUUACUAUAACUACCACCAACCACCACUACCGCUAUUACUACUAUUACUACUACUACUACUACUACUACUACUACUACUACUACUACUACUACUACUAUUACUACCGAUUAUUUAUUUAUUUAUUUAAUUAUUAUAUAACAUAACAGAAAUUAUGUUUUAUUUAAGGAUUAAACUGAUUUGUGUUUGGUUCGAAUACGUCGUUCGUUUUAUUUCGAUUACUUGUUUCAGUUGCCACCAAUCCGCCAGCCAUGUCCGACCCACCCCUACGGGCGCAUCUACAUUUUUAUCCAUCCCCGUAAAACUUCUUCCCGGCAUUCCUCGUUACUCGGACCGACGUGCCCGAGACCCAAUGACACGUGUUUGUGUGCGUGGCUGGGCGAGUGCGUGUGUGGCGAUAUUCGAGCGAUUCGUCGAGCUGUGAUUAAGCGUCAUCGUCGCGUCGCCGUUUCUCGUGGGCGAGCCUAUGGAACAUCAGAAGAGCAUUAGGACGUUACCUAAAUUCCAAUCGGACGCACGCUUUCUUCGAGUAACGAAGCUCCCUUAACCCUUUGCACUCGACAACAGUAGACAGAGCUAAAAAUUUCGACGACUGAACAUUCUUCUAGCAUGAUCGGAGCGUCGUGGAAAUAAAGUUUCAUACUACUCUAAAGUGUACCAGUUUGCAGCUUAGAAACCUAUUUGUGAACCAGUAUAGCUACGAACAGUUCGAGAUUCAACGAAAUCUAAGAUCUAAAACAAAGACCGUCGCUUCUAAGUCGUCCCUCAAGUGCAAAGGGUUAAUUUCGAUUUGCCAUCGAGGAGCAACGCCGGAUGGGACCGUUCCAUCGUCGCCCACGUUCGCAGAGAUUAGAAGCGAGACGAACGAAGGUUCGCGAUACUUCGGAGGACAAGACGAGGACGUAGUCCCUCGAACCGCGUCGAAUGUCGUCGAAUGGUGGAAACUAACGUCUCCGUAAACAGAGGAUUCAGAAAGGGACGAGACCUGCAGCUCGAACAAUCUCGAAGACGGACUAUCAUCUGUCACGUCCGUGAAAAUUCGCGUGCUAAUAUCCCGAACGAAAAAGCUUCCACCUGUUAAAGAUCACCGCGCUGCGUCUCAUUUCUUUCGCGAAACGAGAGACAUCUCUCCCCUGAAGCUGCUCAAUUUCGCGCACAGUAUAGUAAGGCCAAAUGGCUUCGACGAGCCAAAGAGACGCACAACGCAACGAGAAUCACGCACCGACGGAUAGAGACAGAGAGCCUUUUUAAGCCACAUUCCCACGCGUUCGGUAAGUGGAAACGGCCUGUAGACCUCUCCAGAGGCGAAUAAUCUCUCAAGGAUGUCUUUCGAGGAAUUUUAAUCACAAACACUUUGAUCAAGGAACCCUUUGCGCUCCGCGUACACCACGACUUAGCUAGUGUCUCUGUUCCAACGCGAACUGGAUCAACGAAACAAAGGAGCAAGAUGUACGAGCGUUUAUACAUUUUUUUUUUACUAACAACGGUACUUUUUUUAAUUUGCAGAAGCGGUGCCGCGUAUUUGCGCCCCUCGUAUUAAACGAAAUUAUCGGAGUGGAAAGGGCGAAUGCGACGAAUCCCUAGAGUCCUUGAAGAGAUUAUAUCGGCGUCGUUACGUGACGUGGGACUGUGACGUAACGCGUGCUCUGGCGCGUAGGUGGGAACGCGGCUUUAGCGCACUGAUCCGUUCUCGCGGAUCGGGAUAGACGAUCGAGAGGAAUCUGUGAGGCGGACGAGUGCGAGCAGUAGAGAAAGGGAGAACAGAGAGAGAGAGAGAGCGAAGGGUAACACGCUAAUCUGCUAAACUAUAGAACUAUAUUACCAUACUAGGUUAGAUAUUAUGCGCAUUGUAUUCAUGUAUCGAGUAAUCGUUGUUAGUUGUAUCGCUGCGAUGACGACGACGAUAGGGGGUGCUUAUCGUUCAUAGAGUAGGGGAACACGGGUCGGACGCGUGUACAUGGAUACGUGCACGCGUGCACGCGUAUCAAAGACGUAGCUAUACACGGGGGUCAGGUUAACGCGACGUCGGAUCGAGAAGAAGGUGAAAAAGACGCGUGGCCCUCCUCGACGAGGAGACGGAACGAUAAUUGCGCGAUUCGUGGCAGCCCGAGCCCCUUUUUCGGCCACUAAUUUUUCAACGCUAAAGGGGCCAACGACCUCGAACCUCGUCGCACAGGGUAGCACAAAGUACAUUUUAAGCUUCGGAAACGAUCGCGCCAGAAACGAAAAGACGUCGCUGUGAGUUCAAGCAACGCACAAUCGCUCUGUCCGCGUAGACAGUUUAUCCUUAAGACACGUACGAUUCGAUCGGUUCGUCUUCGUUCGCGGUCCGUUGCUAGAUGGAAGACGAACACCGUCUCAUUGUCACCAGUCUUCGACGCGAUCGUCGACGUUUCGGAGUCGCGGAACUUGGACGCGCGAAGGAACGAAUAGGAAAUACACGAUCUUCGCUUAAAUCGAGGCGACCGAUUUUUAGCGGUAGCUUCUUUGACAUUCGCAUUCGUAUCUCGCGAAGAAGAACCUUGCUUUGGUCGGUCGUCUCGGCGACCUUGCCGUAAGGCCGUACUUGCCACUUCCUGUUCGAUUCCUUCGCGGUCGCGGUUCCAGUCUUCAACGACAGGAGGAAACGGCACCAAUCGCAUUCCGCGGCUGCGCUCGUACUUUCCCACGAGUUCGGGGUGACGAGCAGAGCGAGCGAACCGAGAAACGAACGUAAAAGGGUGAAAUCCUCUUCCAAUUUGUACCGAAGCGACACGCAUACCGCAGAGACUGAGAUUUUAGGCGAAGUUAAUUAGCUCCGUGCAGGGAUACUCUUUCCCGUACCUUCCAGGGAACCAGAGUUCCUCGGGGACCAUCGUUUACGCUUUUCGGUGGACUUGAGAAAACGAACGAUAGCGUAGCACCUAGCGUUUAGAGAUUAAAUCGUGACACCCUCUCGCGGUUAGGAUAAAUCGAUCGAGCCUCGAGGUCGAGAGGACUCGUCCUCGCCAGAAAGUUUACCGCGCUGCAACGAGACUCUAUCGAUCGUUCUUUUUUUCGUCGCUAGAUGCCCGUGACGAAACGCGACCGUUUGCACAAUUUUGUUCGUUUCAGUAAGACAAACGUAUUCCCAAUGAUCGACGCGCUCCUUGCGUAACAACGCGGGCGGUAUUUAUCUUUAUAAAACUAACGGCUACCUACGCAAUCGAAUUCCCAAAAAUUGUCAUUCGACGAUAAUUGAUCUCCUUGAUAAGGGCUACUUCAACUUUUUUCAUUCGCGAUCCCGUUCGUGAUUGCGACUUUUUUCGCAACCUAAAAUAUAUAAAACGAAGGUGUGUAAAUAUUUUGUGACGAUUUCUUGGUUAGGUAACGAUAUAUAUAAAUACGAAAGAAUAUAGUGUCGGAAUUCGUUUAAAAACAUACAAAAAUAUGUAGCUAAAAAUUGCACGAAAGGUUGUGAAAUUUUAUUUACUACAGUUACGAAAGUAACGUACCCUAUUUGUCAUCAAAACUGCAUUUUUUGCAAUGACAUAAAGAAAAAAGAAAUAUCGAAGAGAGCGACCCGUAGUUUAAGAAGCCCUGUCCUUGAUCGAUGCCAUCGAAACAUCGUAUGUAAUUUGGUGAAAACAGGUUCGAUCGUCUCGUUCAGCGUCGCGACUUCUCGCGAUAGUAUUGCCGCCCUUAGGAAUCUCUUUGGUAUUCUUCGCGUCGGUUUCUUCUCCGUUCUCGCGAUUCGAUCGGUUCGACGAUGUCCUCGAUCCUUCUCGAGAGUUUCGUUUCUACGUUGAAAGAAACCGCUCCGUGCAAUGGUUGUCCGUCUUUUCUUUCUCGAGGCAGGGAACGAAAGAGGGAGCCGUUUCUUCGACGACGAAGGCGGCGCACUCUAAUGCGAGCGGUAAACCAAAGGAAACAAGAGGGAGCGUGAAAAUGUGUAUGCGUGAGAGAAACAAACGGCGACGAAGUACGCGGUGUCCGUGAGAAGGGAAGGUUGAAAUUAUUUUAUGAUGCGAGUCAGCGAACGUGAGGAUAAAAAUGAGAGUGAGAAAAAGAAAGAAAGAAAGAGAGAGAGAGAGAGAGACACUACCGCGGCAAACAAAAGCAGAUCUAGCUCACCGUAGGCCUAACUAAGAAAAAGAUGAAAAGUAUUUAUAUACUAAGCUAACUAAUUAAACGGGCGAAAAAGUGGAGAAAGUGAGAGAGAGAGAGAGAGAGAGAGAGAGAGAGAGAGAUGCCUGUCGAGCGAAAAAAAAGAAAACAAAGACUAAAGAGAACGAGAGAGACUGAUCGCGUGAGUGAGUACGAGAGAGUGUGAGAGGGAUAGGGCGAAAGGAGAGAGGGGAUAGAAAAUAACUAAACGAGUACUCGAGAAAUUUUACUCCGCGGCGAGUAAAGCACAACGAUCAACAAAAAAAAAAAAAAAAAUGAAGAAACCGAUAACCACUCUGUAACAAAAGACGAAAAAAAUUAAAAAAAAAAAGUAAUGAUAGGGGAGAUGCGCGGGUGGGGGGAUACAGAGGGUUAACGCGACGUUAGAGAAGAGGGGGCGGGGUGACAGAGAGCGAGGGAUACAGUCGGACGGAAGGCGACGAGAUGAUGAAACAAGGGAGGGAUGAAAGACGGGGGCAGAGGGGAAGAAAGAGAUAAUCUAUAAUCUUCUGUACAUGUUUUGAUUAUUCUAAUUAUUAAUUAUCGUAACUUAUUAUAAUAACUAUUAAUUAAUUAAAUUAAUUGAUAUCUAUGGAACUGUAUUUAAACGACAAAAAAAAAAACGUGGUAGCUAGUUUGUCAAUGGGUGUAUAAAUAUUUAAUUACGAUAAUUCUAUAGUGAUAUUAAAAGAAAAAAAAAAACAAGACAAACAAACAACAAACAAACAUACAGAAUACAACAAAAAAUGGAAAAAAUAAGUAAAUGUGCGUGAACGAGCUUUUGGGAGAAAGAUAGAGAGUACGCGCGAUGCUGAAUGCGAGAGAACGAGAGACAAAGAGCGAAAAAGCGAAGGCGAAUGUUUGAUAUACGCGACACGAACACACACACACACACACACACACACACACACACACACACACACCACACAGCAUCGAGAUGAUACACGAGCACACGUAAAAUUUCUUCAACUCAAAAAAAAAAAAAAACAAAUGAAACGAGGAAGGGAAAACGAGGGAAAACAAGAAGGAGUGAGAACCUGUGCGGGGAUGUUUAAAAUCGAAUAUUUUGGGGGGGCUGGUCAAACGGCCGAUAAUUAUAACGGGUGUCCAGGGAAUUUUCAUACAUUUGGACACUCGAAGUGAAUUUCACGGUGCUUCGUGGGGGUUGGGGGCUUCUUCCGUUUCGUUUCCUUUUCGUCGUUGCGCGUUUUAUUCCGCGAGGUUCACGCGAGAAACGUAACCCGGACACGACACACUCAUUUCAUCGACGUUUCUUUCGGGUAGAAAAUUAUCUAGUCGUCGAAUCUUUCGCGAUCCGUGAAAAGACUCGAGAAUUCUCCGGUUUCCUUUUAUUCGCGUUCGAGCAACGGCUGCGCUUCAGAGUUUCCCACUCUGGUUAAAUAAUUUAUAUUUUGCCGAGAACAAACGCUUGGUUAAACGGGGAACGGGUUGGGGUGCGGGGAUGGGGAUUCUUUCAAUCGAUAUUUUCAGCGAAUUCACGCGAUCGAGAGACGGAAAGACUGUCGGCAAUCAAUUGCUCAUAACCGAAACGCGAUGUAUAAAUUAUUUAAAAGAUAGCGGUGCAAGCUAUCGCCGUCGUGCACGAUCUAGAUUCUGAGAUAUCGAGCUCGGUGUUUCGCGACCCUCUCGACCCUCUGACCUUCGUUUCUCUCCGCACUCGAAGAGUUCGAUUACUCGAGUGGAACUUUCGAAGGAAGAAGAGAUCGAUUUCGAUUUAAGGAGAAUGCCGUGACUUGAUAUUAAGGUGAAGAUGGAGCCCUCGUGGAUCUUACGAAGGCCAACCGAAACGUCCGACCCAAUGCAGGGCUCGAUCCUUUCAAGAAAUGAUCUCUCUUUCUUCUAUCGAUACAUUCCGUGAAAAUGCACAGGCUUGCAACGACGAUUCGGAGGGUCGAGAGCGCAGAGCGCGCACCGAAUCGCGAUUAACACGUUGACGCCUGUGCGCGGUUCUCAGUGUCUUAGCCGCGAGGCGGCGCGGCAUCGGGUCGCAUUGUUCAGCACAAUGUAUGACCCACCGGUGGUGCAAGCCGGCGUGAACGUGUUAAAGCGUUAUUAGGACGAUUGACGCGAAGCGAAAGUAGGAAAGAUUGCGUUUCAAGAGAGGUGCUUGUUAGAUCUCGAUGAUCUCGUAAUAUCGAAGAUACAUUCCAUCCGAGUACGAGGGCUCUCGCGCGGAAUAAAAGACUUCCUUUUCUCGUCUACGACUCUCCAUUCCGAACUGUGUUCGUUUCGAAGCCGUUUCCGUUUCUUUAUUCCUUGUAGCCUUUAAAUACGACGAUUUGUCGCGGUCAAAGAAUGCUUUCUCUCUUAUACCUCGCGGUACCGUCAAUCGCGAAUGGGCGAUAUUUUAUAAACGAAUAAAUUUAAUUCGUUCUACGGAGAACACGACCACAUUAUUUACGUUUUACAUUCAUUCAUCAGGCGAAAUGUUCAAUUUAUUUAUCCAUUUCACAGGAAUAUGUCUGUUCUUAAAUUAAAUUCGAUCGUCUCCGCGAAGAACGCAUUGGAAAUUGUUCACUUUGAACCCGUUAUUCAAAAUUUGUAUCUGGACAAAAUUUCUGCCCAUGCGAAUACGUUCCAUUAAUUCCAGUCGAAUGUUCGGUAACGGUACCGUACGGGUUGAGGAACACCUUCGACCGAGUAGACGAGAAUCGACGAAUUUUUCGACAUUCCACGACGCCCAGGCCCUCGGGGUACAAAAAACGUUGGCGUUAAAUCGUAUAUUAUAUUUAUACGCGUAUCUAAUUAUCGAUCUCGAACGGACGCGAUCCCGCGAGCCAUCGCCAAAAGACAAAUUUAUCCUUUCCUAUUGAAAGGACGGGGCAUUUCUAUAGGGAAAUCGAAUGAAAGUUUAUUCGUCGACAGUAUUAAGAUAUAAGGGAACCUUUUUUCCGAACGGGGAAACGUUUAUCCGAACGAGCACCACGCUCGCGGAAUUCUUUCACGACACGCGAUGCCGUUUUCCCUGCGAUCCAACAAAUUACGAAUAGCCUGUUCAUUUAUUAGCUCAUCUAUAUUUCGUUGUCUCUUCGAUCGAGAUUAACGCGUUCGCGCCGGCGCUGCUAUUUGCGUUUCUCGCCAUGGGACGGCACGGUGGUACUCGCCAUCUGAUAGACACGCAAACGUGAGCAACCCGUGGUACACGCCGGCGUGAACGUCUUAAAUCAAGAGCUGAGAAUUUCAAGCGUAGAACGUUUCUCGUAUUUUUGUUUCCAAACUAUAUACGCGACACCUCCAUUCUUUUAUCUUCCAACGUCUUCGUUGCCAAUUGUUUCUUAGUAAUUCGAAUCGUUCGAACGGCGUCGAGUUUCGAGAAGCGAUUCCCGCGGGCAAAAUCGACAAUUAUCAGCGCGGGUGAUCCCCGUAACGAUCAAUCUCCGCGCUCGCGGUGAUUCCGUAAUUACUAUUAUAAUACCAGAGAUUUUACCAUUACGAUAUUAUAACGUUGUAUGUGUUAUAAGUGUUCAUAAAAAAAAAAAGAAAAAAAGAAGGAGAAGUUAUUAUCACCCAGGAUGAAACGCAGAGCAAUACAUUUUCGUCGUUCGAAGGAAACGGUGACGUAGGGACGAGAUGAAAAACGAAAAAAAAAAAAAAACAGAAACAAACGAAACGAAAAACCGCGCGGCUCCUUUUUUCCAUUUUUUUUUCUUUUUUUUUUUUUUGCGAUCGAAGAACCGUUACGAGACGGUUUCGUCGAGCCAAAACGAACAAAAAGUCGGGGACAAGUUUCGACGGUACGUUCCGUAAAAAUAUACAAAUAGAAUAAAAUAGGGGAAACAAAAAAAUAAACAGAAAAAGGAAAGCGACGAGGCUCUCGUUGAUUUCCAAGGGAUCACGAUCGAAAUCACGCGGAAACAAUCUGUCCGAUUGUUACAAAUCGUCUUUAGAGAAACGUUUUACAGCUUUAAUGGGAAACAACCGUAGACGUAAACGAACGGAGGGCACUAAUUAAACAGAAACUAACAAUACUGAUAAUAAAAGACAAAAUCUAAAAACGAACAAAAAAAAUAUUAAAGCGAGGGAAGAGCGUAAUGAAAGGGAAGAAGAACGAACGAUAACGCGAGAAAAAGUAUAGAAAUGUAUUAUAUCGAUCCAUUCGUUUCCACCCCGAAUCUUAUGUAACGAAUAAUAUAAUACUUCUCGAUUGUCGCCCUGUCGACGACCCACCACCGUUCGUCGAGAAGAGCUCGCGAACGAUUUCUGUUGUAACUGAAGAAAAUAUAAUCUGUUGCUCUUGAAUCUGACGCAAGCCGUUCUUUCCACCCGCAUAAAAAAGAAAACAACACUUCCGUUCGCGCACUUCUCGAUUCAUUUACGUCUGUGCCAUGUCGCGGGAUCGAACGUGCACCGCGACGAUCCGAUCGAUCGGUGCUUUCAUCUUCCGUUUCGUUCGACUCGUGUUAGCGUGGUCCGAUAUAUCUCGUCAUGUAAAUUAAGAAUGUGAUACGCGAUAUUAUAUUGAUAGAUCGAUGAGCGAGUCGGAAACUAUCGGAACCAAUUUUGGUAGACGCCGGCUCUCGUUCGUCGUCGAGAGAAACACUUGCACGGACAACGAUCGAGCUGAAGAAAAGAAAUCCGAAUGAAAUUCGUGAAUGUCGAUCGAUUUGUACGAAUAAUAAAUACCAUCGUAAACGUUAAAUUAUAUACAGUCAGUGCAAGAAGUAUUCGUACAGCAACCGAUUUAAAAAAAAAUGGUUCCUGUACGGAUAUUUAUUACGCAUUUUCCAAUUGUACGAGAACAAAAUUUUCACGUAAAUAUUUUCGCGAGCGUCGCUUUUGAAUUGAGAGCGUUAAAACGCGCGUUUGAUUAUCCGUUUCACAGGAACGUGCCUGCACCUAAAUUAAAUUUGAUCGUCACGACGGCAAUCAAUUCCAAAAUAUCGCUCUCGUCGUCGAUCAAGCGCACCUCGACUUUCUCUAGAGGGUAAAGAGGUGGCACGUUGUUUUUCGUCGCUGUAUUCUCUCGACGGCCGACUGCCGACGGUGUUGCUUAUUUAAUUAGACUUCGGAUGAAAACGAGUUGAGUAUUGGUGCGUUUUAGCGCCGGCGAGCGAAAGGGAGGAAGGGAGAAAAAUUAAAAAAUUAUCGUCGGGUAACGAGCCGAGUUGUUCCAUCGUUGUGUUCCGGUUUUUUCAGAAAAAAAAAAAAAAAUGAAAAAAAAAUGAAAAAAAAAUAA